Cetraspora pellucida is the source of this 756-nucleotide messenger RNA. The record is from the annotation of a GenBank genome assembly. Lineage: Eukaryota; Fungi; Glomeromycota; Glomeromycetes; Diversisporales; Gigasporaceae.
AUGACACCUCGAACAGUCAUUCUUACUCGUCCACCGAUAAAGGUUCCAUCACCUUUCGAAUUUAAUAUUUCCGAAUUUUUACCGAGAAAGAGUAUUGGAUGUAAAACCUCGAAUGCAUUCAUGAUAUAUCGAAAAGUUUACGUUAAAACAUUAUUACAACAUGAACUUCAUUCCAAGAUGACUGAAGCCUCAUGUUGGGCUGCAAAAUCUUGGAAUGAAGAAUCGAUCGAAGUGAAGAAUGAUUUUAAAAGAUUUGCGAAAAAACUAAAAGAAAUUUAUCGACAUAAAUCUAAAGAAGCAAUUGAAGCACAAAAUUUAACACCGACUCAAUUUUCGAAUGAACCAUUAAUAAACGAUAAUGACGUAGAAGAUUUAAUGACAAACAAAUCGAUACCUGUGGCAAAUCUGAUUUAUUCUAAUGAAUCUAUUAAUACCGAAAACGAUUAUCAAUUCACGCAAAAUAAUCAAUUAAUGGAUUUUACCAUGAUAGAUUAUUAUGAUCCUCAACAAUUUCCUCGUGAUUACAUUAUGAUACCUCAAGAUAUGAAUCAACAUGAUAUAAGUAUGAAUUCAAAUACAACCAAAUAUGAACUUUAUGAAUAUUGCGAUCAUUAUGAUGAUGAUGAUGAAUGGAUAUCACCAUAUGAAGUAUCUCACCCAAUGUAUGAUGAAUAUUGUUAUGAUGAUGAUGAAUGGAUGUCACAUCCAAUGUAUGAAGUAUCACCUCGACUUCCAUCAAUUUUUGGAACAGAAUAA